Molecule: messenger RNA, 7711 nt
Organism: Zootermopsis nevadensis
Lineage: Eukaryota; Metazoa; Arthropoda; Insecta; Blattodea; Termopsidae
Source: RefSeq, a predicted model, not a curated record
AGGCGCUAUUUCUGCACUAAAAUCAACGCCAUCUUUAUUAGCAUGGUAGUGAAAUAAAAAUUGGUAUAUUAAAUCCGCUACAAAAUGACAGAUGCAGGCUUUUUUCGGGUAAUGUUUAUUCUCUAUAGUAGUUAAAUAACCGUAAACUAGUCUAACGUAGAUAUAUGUAAAGUGCGAAUGAUAAUAGCAGAAUUAUUCGUGUUUAGGCCGUUCUCGAAUCUCUCACGGACCCACCGCAUUCUAGAGCAGACAGGUUUUGCGGUACCACGAUAGUACAACGACGCGUUGUUCUGGUUUAGGUAAAUUGCUAAUAAAGUGGUAUGAGAAGCACGCUCAAAUUACUUUGCACAUAAGCAGACAUUUUGGAAGUUUAUUUGCGCUUCUUACGCCAAAAUUAAGGCUUUCAGAUUUAAGGAAACAGGAAGAGUACGACACACGGUCUAACCAUGAUGUAUACUGGGACAUCUGCGGAGCAGGACAACCGUUUCAGUGACAAGGAGAAGAAACUGUUGAAGCAGAUGAAGUUUGGAANGAAAUUGUGUUGUUAGGUGGACAUGUCAAAAGUGAAGCUGGACGUCAUAAAGCCGUGGAUUGCCCAGAAGAUUACCGAAAUCCUCGGAAUGGAAGAUGAUGUUGUGGUUGAAUUUGUCUUCAACCAACUGGAAGCAGAGAAGCACCCAGAUCCCAAGAAGAUGCAGAUUAACCUGACAGGGUUCCUGAACGGCAAGAACGCUCGCCUGUUCAUGUCAGACUUGUGGGAGCUGCUGUUGUCGGCACAGGACUCGGUCAGCGGGAUACCAGGGCAGUUCCUCGAACAAAAAAAGGAGGAGAUAAAAAAGAGAAUGGAAGAGCAAGACAGGAUACAAGAAGCUUUGAAGAACAAACUGGAUAAGAGCAAAGACAAAGAUGAUAAAGACCGUAAAAGGGAUAGAGACAGGAAGAGAAGCCGAUCUCGCGACCGUCAUCGUGAGCGUGACAGAGAUCGUGACAAGGACAGAAGAGACCGUGAUAAGGACAGAGAAAGAGAACGUGAGAAAGAGAGGGAACGCGAAAAGGAGAGAGAGAGGGAGCGUGAAAAGGAACGAGAAAGGGAUAAAGAGCGGGAGAAAGAGAAGGAACGCGAAAGAGAGAAGGAGCGGGAACGAAGAGACAAGGAGAACAGCCACAGAUCUCCAUCAAAAUCUCCCAGAAGGUCAAUUUCACCGCCAGUUAAAACUGAAAGUAAACCAGAAGUGAAAGAUGUGCACAACAACAACAACAACAACAACAGACAUUCUUCGUCCUCCCCAGAGCCCGAGACUAGAAAGAAGCAGGAUACGUCUACGAAAGUAGAACCACCUCGUGCUAUGUCAAGUGUUCAAGCUAAACUCCUCAGCCUGGCAGGAGGACCCAAAGUGAAACCUUCAGAUACAGUUAAUGACAGAUCUUCCUCAUCUCGAUCAAGAUCUAGGUCACGCUCAUGUUCCAGGUCUACCAAACGUCCAGUCGCCAGGAAGCGUUCGUCUAGUCGUGAAGCUAGCAAGUCGUCAUCACCUUCUAGGGCUCCUAAGAAGUCACCUGAAAGGGAACGAAGUCGCAAGAAAAAGGCGGCUUCCAAGUCUCGUUCUCGGUCUAGAUCUCGAAGCUCUUCCUCUUCGGCCGCGGAAUCCCACAAGAGCAAAGGCGGUAAAUCUCAGUCAGGAGCGAAAGCAAAUCACCGUUCUAAAUCACGGUCACAUUCCAAAUCCAGAAGAAGUUCAAAAUCCCACUCAAGGUCACCGGCCAAAAGGCGCUCAAGGUCGCCGUUGAAGAGAAGGUCGGGAUCGCCGAGUAAACCGGCUGGAAAGGGGGGAAAGAAUAGGGCUCAGAGUUCGGAGAGCGACAGCAGUAAAAGUGCGUCGUCGUCAUCUGAGCACUCGGAAAAAGGUAAAGGUAGCAAGGAAGAAGAUUUUGAAAUCCACAAGAAAGAAGACAGCGUGCAGAAGAAGCGGCAUUAUCGGAAUAACAACAAAGAUAAUGACUCUUCGGGAAGUGAUUCGGAUGCUGAGCGCUCCAGGCGGGAAAAGAGAGUUGGUUCAAGUCCCCGUUCGCCUCACCGACGACACAGAGCAGCCAGCCGGGAUCGUGAACGGGAAAUUUUUCGUGAAAGGAGAGGUGGCAGAUACAGACGCUCGCUUGAACGCGAGAGAGAACGGGAGAGGGAGAGGCACAGGAUGCGGGAGAGAGAGAGAAGAAGAAUGCCUCCGCCAUUGAUGAGGAGACCGCCGUCUAGGAGACUGAGUCCAAGGAGAACUCCAAGAAGAAGUCGCAGUCAACAAUCAGCUUCUCAGCAUCGCUCACGCUCUCCACAUGGUAGAAGCCACAAUUCCACCGAGAGGCGGCGAUCUGUUUCUCGAGAUGAAAAGAAGAGGAAGCCUCGUUCUGAGUCUCGCAGCGCCUCGCCACCGUCUGCAAAACAGAGGUUCUCACACAGUCUGUCAAGAACACCGUCGCCGUUUAGAAAAGGGGCGGAUAAGGAUCAGGAGAUUAGUGCAGACAAGAGGUCUGUCAAAAGCAAAUCUAGAAGGUCUCCUUCAGAAAAUGACGAUAGGGAUACGUCAGUCAGCCGGAAAAAGGGCGCACCGCCAUCGUCCUCUCCUUCUCCUGAUAAGAGCAAGCUUAAAUCAAGGGAUCGAAUUUCAGAAUCUCGCCAAGUAGAAAAGAACCAUAAGAGGUCGUCAGCUGCCAUAAAGGAAGGGAGUCGUGAGAAGGCAGUUCGAAAGGUUCUGAGGCAGGAUCCUGAAGAUUCGCCACCUGCGAGAGAAAGAGAUCGUAAAGCUGGUAAGAAACAGUCAGAGUCGCCAAUACGGUCAACUGAAAAAGAGAGAAAACCCGAGGAAAAGAAACGGAAGGUUUCCGAGAGCUCGGAAUCUCCGUCUCCCAAACGAAAGAAGUCCGGGUCCCAGGACAAGCAGGUGGUAAGAAAAAGCCGGACAAGGAAGGCUGACACUUCUGAAUCAGACGAUUCAGAAGAAGAGGAACGAGUGAAGGUUGUAAAGAAGAAGCGGCGGGCAUCCAGCUCAGAGGAAGAUACGAAAGCCAAAAAGAAAAAGAAGAAGAAGCAAAAGGAGUCUUCAAGUGACUCUGAUGUGGAAAGUGAUGCUGAAGUUGAAGGAAAGAAGAAAAAGAAGGAUAAGAAACACAAAAAACACAAGAAACACAAGAAACAUAAGAAACACAAAAAACGCAAAGUUGAAGAGAGCGAGGAUUCUGAAGCGAGUGAAGCGGAAAAUACCGAAGAACUGGAAAGGAGGUUGCGAGAGCGAGCUCUCAAGUCAAUGAAACGCAGUGAAAGGGGGGGUAGUGAUGACAGCAACUGAUGGCAUGACAAGCUGACUGCGAAGAUUACGAUACAGUGCAUACUCUGACAGUACAGUGAGACUAUCACAACUGUCCAGAAACAUUCCCCAAAUCUUCCUUCUGUUUCCUCAGAAGUGUAGGCUUUUAUUAAUGAAUUUGUAUUAAAUCAUGGAAAGUAAUACAAAAAAACUAUUACACUCUUUGUUUAAACUAUAGUAGCAAGAAACUAGUGGAAGGUGAGUCAGGAGUGGAAAAAAGUAGGAAACAAUAUUACCUGAAAACCAGUUAUAUCUUCAUCUGUCAUCUAGAGAGUGAUUCCAAGCUCUUGAAACUGCGUUAGUUACUGUAAUGCGCAUGUAGUACGUACAGCAAUCGGCAGUAACAUUUUAUUGGCAUGCAUGUAUAUAAACACACCUGUCUGAUCCCACACUACUACUGCCGUUAUAAGCGACAUUUUAAAAUAAGAACCGGAGCCUUGGUUUGCAUUUUGUGGUUGAAUUUCCUCAUGUUAGCUUCCUUUUCUGAUAUGUUCAUCUUUUGCGGAUCUUCAUACUUUAUGUCGCAUUAUCUAAACUUAAAUAUUUAAAAUGUCAUGUCAUGUUAGUCUACACACGGUGGCAGCGAAGAAAGAAUGUCCCGAGUCACUGAGGAACACCGAUGUCAUCCCGUAUUUUAUACUUUGGGAUUCGUCAGCGUAAGUAGCGCGAUAUUUACCCGAGUACAAAACAGCUUUAAAAUUUUUUAAAGGCUUCUGUGAAAAAGGUUUUGUGCCGAGUGGGUACUCGUUAGGACUCCUUAGGUGAUGAAACUGGUUGCCGCUAAGCAAAGAAAGUCGUGCUAGGAUAAAAGUGACAUGUAAAGUAAUGAAGUUUUAUCGUUAUCAGGAUUUACUCAUAAUUUCGCUCUAAGGUUUUGUCUGGAGGGUAUCGAAAUAAUCGAUGCAAAUUGGCUUUCAGGUUUUAUUUCAGUAUGUUUCGUCAUAGUUUAUAACGAUGCGCGGUUGAAAAUGGCUUUCCCUCUUAAGUCAGGAAAACUGCUUGAGAUUGAGUAGUGUUUUUAGUUUCUCGGGGACUUAAGAUAUUUUCAGGACUCCAAUUUGUGUUUUGAAACACUUUCAUUUCUUUUUUCUGUGCUGUACGGAAGUGCUUUUUCAGAAUUGCUGCACUUGAUUUAUCUUAGAGCCACCUUUCAGUGAACAGGGAGUGGAGUAAUGUGUUCACAGCGCAAGACUUGCGGUGUGUCGACAAUUUAUUCCUGUGCAGACGAAGAAAGUAAUGAUACACGAACAGAGACCAGGAGCUCAUUCAGAACUGCAUGUAGUCGUUUCACUGCAACGAUACGUGCUAGUAUUGUGGCGUAUUGCAAGUGUGUUAUAUCAAUGUAUGUGUGGGUAUUGUUAACAUUUUUUUUUCUUUAGUACUUUCAGAACAGCACUGAAAUUCUGAUGUAAUGAUAAUAAAAUAAUAUUCCUAAUGUUUGACUUUUUUGAAAAUACAGCAGCUGAGUUUAGCAUUUUGCUUUCAUUGUAAUCUCGUCUUCUUUGGCUGCCUUUAUUUAAUUUUUACGUCUCGUGCUUGAAUCACCUUGAAACCUUUUCCAAAAAUAAUUUUUUUCCGUACUAACGAUGCUUUUUUUACCCAACAUUUUACCUUAUUUGUGUUGUAAAAUUGAGAGGUUUUCCAUCCUACAGCAUUAUAAUUUUGUUACAAGUUUUUUCUGUCCCGUUGAUAGAAACUGUGCGCACGCACGUUUAUUGCAGCUUCUCCUAUAGUUGAAAUAAGUUGUGGUGAUAGUGAUUGUUACUGUUUAUAUUAAUUGAAUAAAAGAUUUGAGGAACAACAUAAGACGGAAGAACGGUUUGAGCGAUUCCUUGUUGUGGUCGAAACAUUAUUGUAUAAAUGUAAAAGUACCCACUUUCAGAAUGUAUAACUAUGUGAGUAGAAUUCAUUUCAGCCAGUAACUUGAUUUUGAGAAAAAUGUGACUUAUGUUGUUUGAGCAGUCACUGAUUCUGUUUCAUUGGAAUUUAUGUAAAUGCCCAGGGACUUUUAAAUCGCUAUUACAUACUUAUCCGUAGUGUGGUUUGUAAUGCUGUAUGUAAGCGUACGGUUGAUACCGGUUUUAUUGUGCUCGGAGAAUUUACAUCAACUUCUCUUCAUUUAUAACGAAACUGCAAUUUCAUAUCAACACUGAUAAUUCCUUUUCUGAGACUGCAAUAUCACCGGAUUGUGGGCUGGAUGAUCUAGGUUCAGUUCGUGACAGGAACGCGGGUCCUGUUGGCAGUCGCUUCAUGACAGUCUCAGGCUGACCUAGUCUUCUAUCUAGUGAGCACUUGGGGCACUUAUAUCAGAUGAAGCUGAUUACUUGUGUCAAUUUAGUGCUGAGGUUACGAAUACACGUAGUUAAUAGCUCCAGUCUUCAUGCAGUGGUGUAAAUUAAGAACAGGAAAUUCUUUCUUUUUUCAAUUCCAGCUUCUUUAAACAGGUGCGUGGUUAAAUACAGUACAGGUAGGUGAAAUUUAACCAUUUUGCUCGCUUCACGCUGACACAGUUAAUGGUCAGUUCUGGCAAAUCUGGUCACGUCAUACAUUUUUUUCACAAAAAAAAAUACCUGUGAGAAUUUAGGUUCACACAGCGGUGAGUUUAUGAAGAUGACUGUCUUUUGCGAUCAUCGCACCUUAUAAUCUGGGGCCUACAUGGUGUAAGAUCCCAGAAGACCGUCAUUUUCAAAUUAUGCCUUUUACAAAAAUAAACAAUGAAAUAUGUAAUUAAAAAGAUGUAGAAAUAUAUCUCUGGUUGGUAACAGGAAGUUUUAAAUGACGAGGCUACUUACAGGGAAGAGAAAAGGUCAGGAAAUUGGAAUUCAGAAAAGUCAGAAUUUCUGAAAUGUAAUAGAACUGCGAAAAUCUUUUUAAUACAAAAAAAUGGGGUACAAUCAUGCCUUUGCUUUUCCCACCCAAAUCAUUGGAAAUGCUAAGAAUGGCUUUUGCGAUUUGGUGAUCUGCAAGGCAGCUACAGAAAUUAGUUUUGUUCACUGAUUUUAAAAGAAAAGAUAACGUAGAAAUAAAUUUUUUUGCACAUAUCUGCUGAUGCACGGCUGUUUGUGGACACUGCGCCUAAUGUACCUAUGUUGCUUCUUGCUGGAAUUGUUAAUAGAGGUGUAGAAAUUUUUCAUUUGUUCCUGAACAUCUCACUAACUUCAUUCUUGUUCUAAACGUAGUUGUUUUCGGUUAGGUUUGUAGGGAGGUCAACUUUGCAGUUUGCAAGUUUUCAUUCGUACUUUCACUAGCCUAAGUAUCUCCAGUUUGUGUUGACCACUUUGAUGACUGUCCAAAACAUUUCAGAAAUUGUAUGUUUUUAUGGGCGAAUAUGACAUCGAUCUGCUAUUAUUUUUAACAGUGAAUCUGAAAUGGUGCGACACAAUAUCCCAUUGUAGUUGUGGCGCUGAUUUUUCUUGAUGUAGAACCGUCAUUGUGAUGUGUAUAAUGACCCCAUUACACACUGUAAUUGAGUUGAUGGAAUUCAUAAAAAGUACAAAAUGCUUAUAAAAAUUACGAAUGUAAUUAGAAAGUUUACAUUUCAUAUAUCAUAGUUUGUGGCCUGUUUUCCAUAAAACUGGUAUUGAAGAAACAAUUGGAAAUGACGUACAAUUUUGGGGCUUUUGGAGAUGGGCCAUGUCAGAUGUUGGAAAUUAUCCAGUAUUUCAACAAACAUUGUGAUUGUCAUCUUCAGGGUGACUGUUUAAUGGUUGUUUUGGAAGCCUCAUGUAGGGCAGCGAUCGAUUGGUUGAGCAGAAUGGGCUGAAAGUGUGUGACUGAGGAAAAGAUGUGAAAAAAAAUUUAAAGAUCCCUUCCUGUUCUUGAAAUAUUUUUCAUCAGCCAUUAGCACAUCUCCUGUUUGAUACCAGCCUGCUCUUUGACUCCACCAAUCAGCACCAUCAAAUCUAACUUGUCUCAUACUGCCUGCUAUAUAUAUAAGCCUUCCAAAGUGACCAUCAAAGAUGUCAACAUCAUCAUUUGCUGAAAGAGAUCAUUUUCAAUAUUUGACGAGGGUCGUCUCCAAAGCCGAAGUUGUGCAUUGAAGUCCAGCCAUGAAAACAUAAGGACAAGCAUUGGAAAUAUUCCCUUGUGGUCCUUAUUUUUCCACAUUGCAAUAAUUAAUUUAUGAACUUAUUUCAAUUUAUUUUGGAAUACAGUCACGUGCAAGAUUCAAUAUUGUCCUUUGCGAAAUGUCAAAAUAUAUUUCAUUUCCAAUGUUGGAUGUAGAAUUUUGUAUCACAGACACUGAGAUUUUUAUUUUGUGUGUUUUUGUGACUUUGACGCUGGACCAGGAAGGGUCGACAGUAAUUGUGAAUAUUUGUGAAAAAUAAAGUUUGAUAUUGCCCUGGUGGUGGUAA